AUGGCGGACAAUAGCAAAACCGCCAAGAUAUCCACCCUCUCACCAGGGGAGGUAGAGGACAAUUCCUCCAUUGCCCGUGGCAAAGUCGAUCAUCACACCAUCACCGAUACGAACAGCGACGUCGAUGUCGCGGCCAAAUAUGCCAACAUGUUCACCAAUGGUGAAACCUACUCUAUGGCUGAGUGGGUGAAGCUCCGGUGGAAGCUCGAUCUGCGCCUUGUGCCCUUGCUGUGGUUCAACGUCACGCUUGGAGCCAUGGACAAAGUUACGACGGCUACAGCUUCUUUGUAUUCAUUCAGAGAAGACACCGGACUAUCCGGCGAUCGAUAUAGUUGGGUUGGAAGCGCUUUCUACUUCGGUUAUUUGGUUUGGUGUCUUCCUAGUGGAAGCCUGCUUCAAAAGUACCCAAUCGCCAAGCUCAUGUGUGUUGCCCAGAUUCUCUGGGGUUUGAUCCUCAUUGGAACUGGAUUCGCAAACAACUUCGCCUCGCUGAUGGCGUUACGCGUUCUCCUUGGUGCGCUCGAAGCUCCCAUUGUCCCAGGAAACUUUCUGGUUCUCGGCAUGUGGUAUACGCGUCGCGAACAACCACUCCGUACGGGUUUGAUGUACACUGGUCUUUCUGUCUGUUUCACCGGUCCCAUCGGCUGGGGUAUUGGCUUCCUGAUGGACGACCACAAGUGGCGCUCCAUGUUCUGGAUUACAGGUGCCAUGACAAUUGUUUGGGCAGUUAUCAUUGGUUUCUUCCUCCCCGACAACCCGGUCAAGGCCAAGUUUGUCACCGAGCGUGAGAAGGCUAUUGUCGUUGACCGCCUCCGUGCUGAUCAGACGGGUGUUGAGAAUAAGCAAUUUAAGAAGGACCAACUCAUUGAGGCACUGACUGACCCUAAGACAUGGCUCAUGUUCUUCUUCCACAUCGUCAUCUCUAUUCCCAACGGUGGUCUGACCAACUUUGCCCCUCUCGUUAUCAAGGGUCUUGGGUAUACAUCGCAACGCUCAACUUUGCUUACGAUGCCCACUGGAAUCAUCCAAACCUUGUCUUCUUACAUUUGCAACGGAGGUGUUUUCCUCUGCGCAAAGUACUUCCCCACCAAGCACUGCCGAUCAGCUUGGGUUAUUUUUGGCAUCAUUGUUGGCCUCAUCUCUGCCGUAUUCCUUUACACCCUGCCCCUUACAGACUACCAAGGGCGGCUGGCUGCUUUGUACAUGUCCUACUUUUAUCUAGGGCCUUACAUUGUCAGCUUGGGUAUCAACACAGCCAACACAGCCGGGCACACCAAGAAGGUCACCGUAAACGCCCUCAUUUUCAUCGCCUACUGUGUAUCCAACAUUAUCGGUCCUCAGUUCUUCAAAGCUGAGCAGGCUCCUGUUUACAGCCUGGGCAUGGGUGCCAUUCUCGGCAGUUAUGUACUCGCCAUGAUCAUCAUGAUUCUCUACGCUACGUACUGCUGGUGGGAGAACCGCAGGCGAGAUGCUGUUGACGAGGCGGCUGGACAGGAAGCGCAUUCUGAUACUGAUUUCCGUGAUCUCACGGAUAAGCAGAACAUUCAUUUCAGAUAUGUCUGGUAA
Molecule: messenger RNA, 1566 nt
Organism: Clonostachys byssicola
Lineage: Eukaryota; Fungi; Ascomycota; Sordariomycetes; Hypocreales; Bionectriaceae
Source: the annotation of a GenBank genome assembly